AUGGGCAGAUUUGACAAAUAUCCACGUUUGGAAAGGGAGCCUCCUCAAUAUCGACUUACCAUUGACGACAUCAAAACACUGUCUUUAGAUACAGAUCCAUCCUUGUGGUCAAUAAUACUAGGAUUACGUGAAGAAACAUUAAAUGAACUAUUUACAAAGGCUAAAAGAAAUCGUUACACAGAAAAACAACACAUAAGGUUCCUGAAAACUUUAUCCGACUCUCUACAAUGCAAGUCAACACCUGCAUGCACUUCAAACAUUUUAAACGUGAUGAAAAAAGGAAGAUUAUUCAAUCACACAAUGAAAAUGGUCCAAUCAUGCUUAAACAAAGGAAAUACCUCUUUUGCCCUUGAUGUCAUGUUUGAAUUAAUACGCUUAUUGAAAAGAGCAAGCAGACUAAAACAAAACGAAAAACUAUUCAUAACUGAAAGUUUCAAUGUCUUAUCAAGAUUCAUGAGUACAUUUGAGAGUUCUGUGGAACAAAAACUCUUGUCACGCUUUCAUAUUGAGAUUAAGAAGUACACACUGAAUGAACAAGAGUUGUCAAAUAAAGAAAGAAGUUUCAGAAGUGCUGAAAUAUUUCCAAGCAUUGUUGAUGUAAACAAUGAGUCUAGAGCUCCUCUGAAACCAAAUCAAAUCAAGGGUGCAUAUUCAAGUACAGAUGAAUAUCUUGAAGUACAAUUUUGGCUGCUACAUGAAGACUUUAAUGCAUCUUUGAGAGAAUCUAUUAAGUGCCUAAGAGAAGUAAAGUAUAUCGAAUACACAAACGAAUAUGUAUACGAGAAAGCAGAAAUACAUUCACCCGUUUGUGGGGAUGCUGGAACAAAUUACACAUUGUACUUGCAAGGAAGAAAUGCAGACCGACUGAAAUUUGGAUCUCUUGUCUGUUUAUCAGGAGAUCAUUUUCAGACGUUUUACGUAGCAGAGGUCAUUAAACACAAUGAACCUGAAUACGUAGUAGUCCAAUUUUUGAACAAUAAUGAUGAUAAAAUACAAACGUUGAUUUGGUCAAAAUUGUUGAUGAUAGAACCGUCAGCGUAUUUUGUAGCAUAUCGGCCAGUCCUACAGAGCCUUCAAAUAACACAUGAAAUUGAUCUGCCUUUCCAAAGAUAUUUAGUGCAAUGUGAAAAAGAUAUUUUUCCUCCAAAAUAUCUAAAACGCAGGAAAUAUUUUUUUGAUCUGAGUUGUUUAUCUGGCAUAAGUUCAUCAUCGACGAUAAAAGAUCAUUUAAAGUCGGUAGAUAUUCUUGAAGAGGUUUGGCCGUUUGAGAACGAGUUUAAACUUGAUUCAUCACAACUGCAAGCUCUUAAAUAUGCACUGUCAAAUGAGAUCUCAAUCAUUCAAGGACCACCUGGCUGUGGAAAGACUUUUAUAGGAUUAGAAAUUGCUAAAGUCUUGCUUUGUAACAAAACGGCAUGGCGGCGUGAUGGUAGAGAACACUCUCAAAUGUUGGUGGUUUGUUCUGCAAACCAUGCUCUCGAUCAAUUUCUUGAAGCAAUAUGUCCUUUUCACUCUGGAAGCAUGGUAAGAGUUGGCGGAAGAAGUACUAACGAUGCUGUGGCCGGAUACAAUAUCAAAAUAAUCAGAAGCGAAUAUGAGAAAGAGAAGAAAUUCCCCGAGAUUAUGCAAAAGUUAUAUCAUCAUGCAAGCAAUGAAGUCAGUGAAAUGCGCCUGAAACUUAACAAAGAAUUAGUAAAUAUAACACACCUAAAGGAAAACAUUGUAAGUGAAUUUUUUCUUAAAGAUGUGAUGAAACUUGACCAUUACGAUCAUAUUAAAGAGUUAGGUUACAAUGAAACCUUACCUGAACGAUUUGCAUUCAAUAAAAGUUCAGGUAUGAUAAAAUGGCUAGGUAUACUAGAUACAGUUCAAAGUAUACACAAACAUUGUAAUCUCUGUGAUAGUAGUGACGGGAAUGUUCACAUAAAAGUCAAAAAUGCACAAGAGAAACACACACCGUAUGAGAUACCUGAGUUUCAUGACUUUAAAUAUAAAAACGCUUCACUGGACUUGGGUGAAACGAGUAAGGGAGUAUAUACAAAGAUUGAUAAGAAGGAAAUAAUUAAGAAGACUUUCAGAUUACAAAAAUGGAAACAAGAAAAUGUAAAACCCAUGUCAUACAUAGAAGCUGAAUCUGUAGAUAACAUUGCAGAUAUCACAGGAGAAGAAAAAUGGGCACUUUAUCAAUAUUGGGUUCAAAAGAAAUGUAGCUCAAUAUAUGAAGUAAAUGCGAGUAAUCUUAAAUGUUAUGAACAGGCAUGUUUGAGAAAGAAGGAUGUUCAAAGAAUGAAAGAUAUAUUCAUUUUGAAAAAUGCAGAUAUUAUCGGUAUGACGAUUAAUGGCGCAGCGUUGCACAAGAUUGCUCUUGAUGAAAUUAAACCAGUCAUAACUAUUGUUGAAGAAGCUGCACACGUUUUUGAAUCCAACCUUAUAUCAAAUCUAACUUCAGGUUGUGAGCAGCUAAUAAUGAUAGGGGAUCACAAACAACUAAAGCCUAUACCAAACGAGUAUCGCUUAGAAGAAAAAGAUAUGAACGUUUCGCUAUUUGAAAGGUUGAUCAACAACGGUUUAAGGUAUCGGUGUUUGAAAACCCAGCACAGGAUGAGGCCUGAGAUAGCAGAUAAUGUCAGACGCUUUUAUGAAAACCUUCACGAUCAUGACAGCGUGAAAAAAUACGAAUCCGUGAUUGGUGUUGUUUCUAACAGUUUCUUCGUGGAUCACUGUAUCUACGAAGAGACUGAAACCAAUUCGGGUGACUACGUCAAUCGUCAUGAAAUUGAUUAUAUUCUAGCUCUAUGCAAGUACCUGCUUCUCCAAGGUUAUAAAGCUUCAAGAAUAACAAUUCUCACAAUGUACAAAAGUCAGCUGCACUUGAUGAAAACAGAAGCAAACAAAUUAAAUGAUGGCUGUCAAGAUGUUCACAUGACUUCGGUUGAUAAUUUCCAAGGAGAAGAAAAUGACAUAAUCUUAUUAUCGUUAGUUCGGAGCAACAAAAAUGGGAACAUUGGUUUUGUAAAAGACCAUAACCGGGUGUGUGUAGCUCUUUCUAGGAGCAGAAUUGGGUUGUAUAUAAUAGGAAAUAGCACUUGCUUGUCAGCAAAAUCAGAGCUUUGGAAAAAUGUUCUAUUAGAAAUGAAACAAAAAAGAAAACUUGGUAAAUCAUUACAGUUAUGUUGCCAAUACCAUUUAGACGACAAAGGCGUUAUGGCAAUGUCGGCUGGAGAUUUUAAAACUCGCUUUUGGAGAGGAUGUAACAGACCAUGUACUCGACGUUUAGACUGUGGACAUUUCUGUAGUAACAGUUGCCAUCCAAACAGAAGAGACCACAAAUGCACAAAGUGUAGCCACCAAAGCUAUACAAUUAAUCGAAACGGACCGGAACGUCAAAAGAAAGACAGAAAAGGUUAUUCCAGAAAAAGACCGGCAUCAGAUCUUGAUAUGGAAAGACCAAAGAAAAAGAGAUUGAAAUCAGAUUAUGCAGGCGAGAACAGAAAAUAUGUACAGCUUUCUAAGGUUCAAAAAGAUUGUAUGGAAUCGACAGUAAAACUAAAUAAUGGAAGCAGGAACAUAGUCACAACACAUGAAAAGAAUAACGAUUCAGAAGUACUGUACAUUAAAACACACACAAAUAACAUUUCUAUUCCUGACGAUACCGAUAAAAGAUACAUUAAAAUAAAAAGAGAGUCCAUAGUCAUGACAUCGAAGGCAACACGUAAACAUGUAAGGCUAAACCGUUCACAAAACCUUGAAAGACGGCGACAGGGUAAUGUUAAAUUACAUCGUGGAAAGGAGUUAUUUGUAUCAAGUGGUGCCUCAUCAGAGUCCAAAGCUAUUGUGUAUUAUGGCAACCAUGAAACAUUUGAUAACAAUAGUGAAGAGGAUCAAGAUAACAAUGGCCCCGCCGUCAAGAGAAUGAAAAAUCAUUUUCCAAUUCAAAACGGGGAUUUGAGACAUCUACUUCGAAGAAAUAUAUAUGACAGAAAUCAAGAACAAGAAUCGGACAGGACCGAAGGUGUUGUUCAUAAAAGGCCAAAAGACAUUGCAGGGAAUGAUUUGCGACAUAAAUUAGAUAAGAAAAUAAAAUGAAAUUGAAGAUUGAUGAAAAACUCAAAUAAACGAAUGUUAUCAAUUCAGUAUGAACAAGAUGUAGUUUUGCAUAAGGGAGAAUACUUAUCUAUUUUUAAUUGGAAUUUUUCCAAAAUUGUCAUACAGCUUAUAUACGUAAUGGGGCCGUCAUGGUGCUUAUUUGACUAAAUAUUCUACCACAAAUUACCUGUUUUAUGUUUUUCUAUUUGCAAACCUCGCAUACUAACCAGCAUGUGGAUGAUUUUUCAAUUAAUCAAAUGCAUCGUUAAAAUAGGUUUUACCUCAUGUUUGUGUUUGAUGAGAUUUUUUGCCUACUACAUUAUUGCAAUGAUUAAAUAGAUUAUCUAUUUUAAAAAAAAUCAGUAAAACUUUGUGUAAAAAGAUUUUAAAAACCAGUCCAAAAACGCUAGCUCAUUACCAAUACAUGCAUAUGAAAACACAACAUAUUUUAUGCAUUAUGUAACUACUGACAAGGUCUUUCAUGAGAUGUUGUUCAAUUGUGUUUAAAACUAUUUACUUUUCAGCGAUUCUUAUUGUAUUUAUUUUAAAACCAAUAUUAGAACGAGAUGUUAGAUUUUUAACAAAUGAACACAAACGUAACUCGCAUUUUUCUCAACGAUGAUUUCAAAAAGAAAAUUGCAUGUUUUCAUUUACCAUUGUAUUAAUAUAUUGCUGUAUCAAUUAAACUAUAGUAUGCUGAGAAAGAACGAUUCUGUAUGCUCACUUGAAAUCUAUUUUUUGCACAGCUAAUUAUUUGCUUUGAAAUGUUUGAGAAGGCAUUGCUUUAUAUUGCAAUUGUUCGAUGGUUCCUUCUUUAUCGAGAUGUCAUAUUAUAUUUAUAUUGUUCAAUUAUUGUGUAAUUUCUUUUCACUGUCGCUAGAUCUCGUGUUUUAUGUGCAUAAUUUUAUUGCAUAAUAUGCUCGUGUGAUUCUCCUUAAUUAUGAUAUUGUUAUUAUUUAUUUAUUAUCUAUUUAUAUUUUUUUUGCUGUUUUGUUUUUGUUGUUGCUUUGUUAUUGUUCGAAUUUUAUGGUUAAACGUAACAUGUCCUAUUUCUAGUACCGUAUCAUUUUUUGUAUAUAAAAACAACACCAUAACACAACAUUGAAUUUGUUUAUACCAUCAUUCAGGUUAUUGAUAUUUAACCUAUUAUAGUUAUGUUUUUUACCGUGGUUAAUUUAAAUCAUAAACAGUAACAUAAUGAAUAGUAGGUAGCUUAAAUGUAUAUGGAGAUUAGCGGAUAUUGGCCUUUUGUUUCUUUCCUUUUGCAUUUAAUCUAAAAUGGAAGGUAAUGGGAGGUAACUUAUGAAACACUUAAGAACUGCUUCCUUAAUUGCCAACUUAGUGACACAAAAAUAUACACUUUUUCAUUGUAUUCUUCUAGUAUUAAUUUACAUUGCCACAUUUGAUUCUUAUAUUUUUACUUUUUUAUUGCGUUUCAAAGAAUCUUCAAAGAAAUACAUAAAUAUGUAGUGUAUAAAUAAAUGUUCAUAAAAGUUUUGAUGUGUGUCAACACGUGUGUUAUGGAUAAUAUCAGUUGUUAGUAACAAAUCAAGCAUAGUUUAUCUUGGUUAUAUAUAAUGUUUUAUCAAACAUAAACAACAUCAUCAAAUAAGUUUGCAUUUUACGGAGAGAACGGACGUAAGUCAACCUAAUGUUAAACAAAAACGUACCUUUCGCACGAGUUAGGCAAAUUUCAAAUACACAACCCUGUAACAACAAAUAUAUCAUACCUACUUUUGAUUCCGUCAUCAUACAAGUAUGAGGUAUAUUUUCAUUACCUGUAGUUGAUUGUUAUACUGUCAUGGUUAUAGAUGCAAGUUUAUGCUGCUGAUGUAUAAAUCUAUAUUUACAUGGUAUUGUUGUUCGUUUCUGUAUUUACAUGUUGCUGUUUCAUUGAUAUACAUUUACAUGCUGUUUUUGCAAAAUUACAAAAUUAUCUUGUAUAAAUCUACUUUCUCAUUCAGUUGUUUUGAAAAUCAGUAUUUACAUGCUGUUGUUUUGAAAAUCUUUAUACACAUGGUGUUGUUUUGAAAAUCUACAUAUACAUUAUGUUAUUUUAAAAUAUCUAUUUUUGUUUAUGUUGUUUUCAAAAUUUAAGUCAUGUUGCAUAGAUCAGGAUUGACAUGCUGGUUUUAUGUAAAU
This is a messenger RNA of Ruditapes philippinarum (Manila clam), 6228 nucleotides long. RefSeq names its product NFX1-type zinc finger-containing protein 1-like. Gene Ontology annotation, molecular function: helicase activity. The transcript is spliced from 4 exons. Gene Ontology annotation, cellular component: nuclear RNA-directed RNA polymerase complex. The coding region runs from base 1 to 4086 and encodes 1361 amino acids. Gene Ontology annotation, biological process: regulatory ncRNA-mediated heterochromatin formation. NCBI's taxonomy places the organism in Eukaryota, Metazoa, Mollusca, Bivalvia, Venerida, Veneridae. The record is from RefSeq and is a predicted model, not a curated record.